AGUGAGUGCGAUACCUCUAAAAUCAUCAGAUUGGAGGAGCUGCGUUUUUCUGAGAAAGUAACCUUAAGUGACGGUAAAAGUUCUGAUAGCUUUGAAAACGAUGACUAUUUCUAAGAAAACCUUGAUCCUGUUUUCUUGGGGGGCAGGUGCACCUGUUCUGCAUUUGUGUAGGGAAAAGUGCCUGCUAGGGCUGUCAUCAAUUACACGGAGCAGCUGUCAGUAACUCUGUGAAAUUAAUGUUAUUGUGUGCCACACAAAGACGGGUCAUAAAGCAUGUGCAGAUGCAAGACAAAUGGGUGAAAGCACCACUUCUCAGCCUGAGCUCAGACAGUCUGACCACAGAAUUUGUGUGCAAUUACCUGAUUUUGUCAGCUCCAUCUUAACUGGAUGAUACAAAGCUCUCCUUAAUCAAAAAAUCUUCAGCCACCUACAGUCUGGACCAUGGGAAGAAAGAUAAAAGGCAUUUCUGAAUUCUUCUCAGAGAAGGGCUUAUCCUGGAAUAUGUACAAUGUGGUGAGCCAAAGACCAGAUCCAUAGAUCUACUUGAUCUUAGCCCUGACACAGAUGUCAUGGCUUUAGUAGAAGAAAUUCAGAAAGGAGAACCUCUCAUCACAGCUUCGUGCAAGGAACAGGUCAUACAUUUAAUACGAAGAUUGCAAGAGAAGCUUGGGGAACAAGAGGAUCACAAGUUCUAUCUUUUUAAGGUACUUAGGGCACAUAUAUUACCACUGACUAAUGUAGCAUUUAACAAAUCCGGUUCCCGCUUUAUCACUGGAAGUUAUGACAGAACCUGCAAAGUAUGGGAUACUGCAUCAGGAGAAGAGUUACGUACACUGGAGGGACAUAGAAAUGUUGUCUAUGCAAUAGCUUUCAACAAUCCGUAUGGUGACAAGAUUGCCACUGGAUCUUUUGAUAAAACCUGCAAAUUGUGGAGUACAGAAACAGGAAAAUGUUAUCAUACUUUCAGAGGACAUACAGCAGAAAUAGUAUGUUUAUCCUUUAAUCUUCAAAGCACCUUAGUGGCAACUGGAAGCAUGGAUACUACAGCCAAGCUGUGGGAUAUAGAGAAAGGAGAAGAAGCAGUCACUUUACGUGGGCACUCAGCAGAAAUUAUUGCGUUGUCUUUUAACACCACAGGAGAUAGGAUUAUCACUGGCUCCUUUGACCAUACAGUUGCAGUGUGGGAUGUUGGCACUGGCAGGAAGCUACAUACUUUAAUAGGUCACCGGGGAGAGAUUAGCAGUGCACAGUUCAACUGGGACUGCUCUCUCAUUGUUACUGGAUCAAUGGACAAAACGUGCAUGCUGUGGAAUGCUAUGACUGGGACACAUAUAGCAACUUUGACAGGUCACAGUGAUGAAAUAUUGGAUGUCUGUUUUGAUUAUGCUGGCCAGCGUAUUGCAACUGCCUCUGCUGAUGGCUCAGGAAGAGUUUAUAAUGCAGAAACAAAAAUGUGCAUUGCAAAGAUAGAAGGGCAUGGAGGUGAAAUUUCAAAGAUAUGUUUCAACCCUAAAGGCAACCGUAUACUAACAGCCAGCUCUGAUAAAACUGCUCGACUCUGGGAUGCUGCUACUGGACAGUGCAUUCAGAUACUAGAGGGUCACAAUGAUGAAAUAUUCUCCUGUGCUUUCAAUUACAAAGGCAAUAUAAUCAUUACAGGGAGCAAGGAUAACACCUGUAGAAUAUGGCGCUGACUGAAGACAAGGAAUGAUCCAGUUUGGCACGUGCCUUGACCAACAUCAUGAAUUUCAUAGUCAAUAAAUAUUAGUUUUCCAGAUCUGUUUUCUUUUACUCUCUUUGUUGGGUUUCAGCUUUGCUGAAGUAGACAAGUUACCUAGAUUUUUACAGGUUUGAGUUCACUGACGUCUCCUAGGUGUAGAAUUGUGCAAUCACGGAAUAGUUGAGGUUGGAAGGGACCUGUGGAAAUCAUCAACUCCACCAUCCGCUACUCAGAGCUGGGUCAACUAGAACAGGUUGCCCAGGGCUGUGUCCCACUGGGUUUUGAAUAUCUCCAAGGAUGGAGACUCUACAACCUUUCUGGGCAACCAACCUGUUCCAGUGUUCAAUCACCCUUACAGUAAAAAAAAGUAUUUUCCUAUGUUUAAAUGAAAUUUCCUGUGUUUCAAUUUGUGCUCAUUGCCUCUUUUCCUGUCACUGGAUGCCACUGAGAAGAGUCUGGCUCCAUCUUCUCAGUUACCUGAUUGUGAAUGAACCCGGUAGGCUGGCCCCACUUGUUUGUGUGUAGUGCUUUUAAUAAAAAAAUAGCAUUCUCAAGUGUGAAAGGGGUGUUUUUAUGCAUCUGCUUUAGGUACUUUUGUAUUUUUUUUGUUGUUUCAUAAUAAAGGAUUGUGUUAAAAUA
This is a messenger RNA of Dromaius novaehollandiae (emu), 2359 nucleotides long. It is a transcript of the gene DAW1, whose product is annotated as dynein assembly factor with WD repeats 1. The transcript is spliced from 16 exons. The record is from RefSeq and is a predicted model, not a curated record. The coding region runs from base 570 to 1694 and encodes 374 amino acids. Gene Ontology annotation, molecular function: protein binding. NCBI's taxonomy places the organism in Eukaryota, Metazoa, Chordata, Aves, Casuariiformes, Dromaiidae.